AUGGACAGUUACGAAUUCAUUCGUCAAAUACGCCACGGAAGCAGUGAUACUGCCAUGCUUGCGUGCUGCAAGGAGGACCGUUCGAAGUUGUGCAUCGUUAAAGUGGUUCCUCUGUCGCUUCUAGAAAGAUGUGAAUUUCCUGACCGCUGUGGCGACAGGGCACUAAAAGAGGCAGCGCUGUUGGCGGCUUCGUGCCACCCAUUCAUUGUCAACUAUAGGAACCUGUUUGCGGAAAAUGGGAAUUUGCAUGUCGUUAUGGACUACGGUGACGGUGGCGACCUUCAUGCUCAAAUCGUCAGAAUGCGUGCGAAGCGUUCCUCUUUCGACGAGGGCGCUAUCCUACGAUGGUUAGUGCAGCUUUGCUUGGCCUUGAAUUUUCUGCAUGAACACAACAUCCUUCACCGGGACUUGAAGUCGCGCAACGUCUUUUUAGACGGCCACGACCCUGGCACGGUGAAGCUCGGAGGUUUUGGACUCGCGAAAGCUCUUCAGAGCCCACAGUAUUCUGCCAGCACGCGCGUUAGCGCUGAGGACUACAUCUCGCCAGAGGUCUGCGAGGAGAGACCAUACAGUGACAAAUCUGACAUAUGGUUUUUGGGAUGUAUUCUGUAUGAGCUCGCCUGCUUACGGCUUCCUUUUGAGGAGGACUCAGAACAUAGUGUUUUAGAGAAGAUCAAGAAGGGAAUGUACCAUGCUGUCAACCCAAAGUACUCAGACGAGACUGUAAGACUGAUCAAUGACAUGCUAUCCGUGGACCCCCGCAGACGGCCCUCGACUGAAGAGAUAUUGAGCAGGCCGCACAUUCAGCCACAUCUACAACGGAUCUUGCGAGAGAACAAACGCAAGCCGAUGCCUUCCGCCUCAGUGUCCAUCGUGCAAUCAAGGGUGCGGCAGAUUCAGAACGAACUCGCUAAAAUUCAUGAACUCGUCUGCGGCGUCGACGAGCAGCGGUCCGCGUUCCAAAAGCUCAGGACGAGCACGCCUGAAAUCGUCCUUCCCUUCCUCUCACCUGGAGUUGCGGGAGCGUGCAACGAACUGAGCCCAGACUUGCCAGUGGUACAAGAUGCCAGCAGCGGUUGCACUCCGGAGGGGCCAAGUGUGCAAGUGGGCGGUAGUUUUGCGGAACCGGAUCGAAGAUCAAACACAGUGGAAGAUGUCAAGCGAAAGAGAGUUGAACAGGAUGAGCAGCUCUCGCGAGGUCGUGAAGAAGCGCUCAGCUCCAUCCGAAAACAGUAUCAACAGGACAGGCUGCGUCUAGCGGAGAAGCACUGGCAAAGGAUCGAACUUGGUCAUGGAUAUAUCGAAAACGCCGGAACGACUCCACCGACCUCGUCGACUACUGAGCUGCGAGAGGCGACUGCAUGCUCCGCUGCGAAGCUCCAAGGGCGACAGCAGAGACGACGCGAACAGCAGAUUGGCCUCCGCCUGUUUGUAGCUCGGCAAAGAGAGCUCCGGAAGCGUGGACAGCCCGCUGCCGGAGACGACGCUUGCGAAGAUGAGCUAAUUGUUUCGUCUCAGCGGGAUUCUGCAUCCGCUGAAACUGCUCACGCACCUCAGCCUGCAGGGUCACACAGUGAUAUAGGGCGCGGUUCGGGCACAAACACUCAGGAAGAAACCGUGAGUGGAGCGAACUGCGGUGACCUUUCCCUAACUUGUGGUUCACUCGAAGGCGACGGUGACUUGGCAGAAAGGCCAUGUCGCCCUCAUAGACACCGACUGAAAGGUGAGGCGUCCGACUCAUGUGGUAGAGGAGGAGCCGCAGGGAAAGUGGAGUUUUUUUGUUGCUGCUGCACAAGGAACCGGGAGUCAGCAAAUAGGAAGGGGUCGGCCAUCGGACGAACUUCGGCGGACCCGUUUCGAGGCCAAGCUUCCAUUAACAGGCGAGGAGGAGAUUCUUGCAAGUGCCACGAAUCCGCUGAUUGUUUGUGUCGCCACAUCGGCGACGAACUCAAGACUCAGAGCCUUGAUUAUGAGGCUGCUAGAGGCCAGCCCCCAAGCCAGCGACGUGAAAGCCUUAUGCAGCAAUCAAUGAAAAUCAAUGCUGAACAAGUGUGCCAGCGCUCAGACACUGUCGUCAAGACCCGGACAGUCAUUCGGCAAGGCCAGGUUCUCAACGGAAAGGACGAUUUGAGAAUAUCCUCCUUGAAGCGCCUGGACACUCUCAAGCGGCGGCUCGUGAAGGUGAGUCUCCUCUCGAGAUCUGGCCGAUUAGUUUCCCUUAAGCGAUAA
Molecule: messenger RNA, 2229 nt
Organism: Besnoitia besnoiti
Lineage: Eukaryota; Apicomplexa; Conoidasida; Eucoccidiorida; Sarcocystidae
Product: NEK kinase
Exons: 4
Coding region: 1-2229 (742 amino acids)
Biological process (GO): protein phosphorylation
Molecular function (GO): ATP binding; protein kinase activity
Source: RefSeq, a predicted model, not a curated record